Tigriopus californicus is the source of this 1140-nucleotide messenger RNA. RefSeq lists its product as uncharacterized. The coding region runs from base 38 to 982 and encodes 314 amino acids. Lineage: Eukaryota; Metazoa; Arthropoda; Copepoda; Harpacticoida; Harpacticidae. The transcript has 3 exons. The record is from RefSeq and is a predicted model, not a curated record.
GAAAUAGCCCCGAGUAAUAUAGAAACUUGAUUUAUGAAUGUCAAUUGGGACAAAUCUUACGAUUUUUGAACAUGAUUUUCUAGCUUAUUGUCCGAAAAAUCCCAACGCUCAAAGAGGAGGCAACUACGCAUUGAUUAAAACCAAUCUCCAGCUUUCGAUGCUGAAUGCUUCGAGGCAUUGCGUUGAAAACGAAAACGGCAAGCUCCCUGAUGUGCUUGAAAGUAAACUUUUUGCAUCUUUCAUGUUGGAACAACCGUCGUUUACUUUUUGGACAAGUCUGGAAAAACCUUUGCGAAGUGCCUGUUCAGGCCUUAGUUGCGAAAACAGUAGCGAGCUUCUCUGGGGCGAUGGAUCUAUGUUGAGCAAUCCCGAGGAGUUACCCAUCGAGUUGGAAGCAACUGGAAGUUGUGCAAAAUUGAUCAUUUCUGCCACUGCAUCAGAUAAUUUCAAAGUGAUGACGGAAGAUUGUGAUGCAUUAAUUGAUGUUGUAUGUCUCGUGCAGUGUCGCUUUUCAGCCCCUGCGACUUGCCCUGCAUCUCAUCCUGUAGCCUUAAAUAAUGGCUUGAAUUGUUGCAAGGAUUUCAGGAAAAUGUUCAAACCCUCAGUUGACCCUACUUGUGAUGCCUCAGAAGUUAAUUUGAGUGAUAAGGUGGAGUGUUGUGCGGAUGCCGUGGCUUGUGAAGAUCAGGUCAACGGUUGCGAAAGUGCUCAAUUCUCAAGACACUUCUGUCCCACUCAACCUCAUUUGAAGAGAUAUGGCGACUCGGCAAUGCACCUAAAUCUAUCUGUAAAGCUUAAUCACUCGGCCAUGGCGGACUAUUGUUUGGACAACUAUCAAUAUUACUUACCUAUGCUCAAAACACCGUGGGAUUUGGAUGCUUUUGAAGUUUCAACACGUAAGCUAACAUAUGUGCAUGAAUCUUCUAUCAAAAUAAUCAGGAGACACAAGUAUACAGACAAAACGUAUUGGUGGCAUCCUUAACGUAUGUUAAUACAGUUGGUACUUGGUCACCACUCAAUGAGAGCCAAUUAGCAGGUAGCCUCGUGUAAGUACGUGAAAUGUGUUCAGAUCUAGUGUAAUCAUAUGGCCACCAUAUUUCUAGGGGUUAAUUUUUGAAAGGCACUACUUACUUACCCACA